This is a messenger RNA of Microsporum canis CBS 113480, 11739 nucleotides long. Its product is annotated as polyketide synthase/peptide synthetase. The transcript is spliced from 6 exons. Gene Ontology annotation, molecular function: 3-oxoacyl-[acyl-carrier-protein] synthase activity; fatty acid synthase activity. NCBI's taxonomy places the organism in Eukaryota, Fungi, Ascomycota, Eurotiomycetes, Onygenales, Arthrodermataceae. The coding region runs from base 1 to 11739 and encodes 3912 amino acids. The record is from RefSeq and is a predicted model, not a curated record. Gene Ontology annotation, biological process: fatty acid biosynthetic process; secondary metabolite biosynthetic process.
AUGAUAUCCGACACCGCCAGCGAACCAAUCGCUAUCAUAGGCACUGGCUGUCGCUUCCCUGGCCAGUCGAACACGCCGGCACGCCUAUGGAGUCUUCUCGAGAAUCCCCAGGACAUCCUAAAGGAGAUACCCACCGACCGCUUUAGCGCAGAAGGCUUCCAUAACGCUGACAGCAACUAUCAUGGCAACAGUAACGUCCUACACUCAUACUUCUUGGACGAGAACGUGCGCCAGUUUGACGCAAGGUUCUUCGGCAUUAAACCCAUCGAAGCCAAUGCCAUUGAUCCGCAGCAACGCCUACUGCUGGAAGCAGUAUACGAAGGUCUAGAGGCUGCAGGACAGAGGAUCGAAGAUCUACAGGGCUCAGACACUGCAGUCUAUGUUGGUGUGAUGUGCGGUGACUACGAGGCGAAACUUCUCCGAGAUCUAGACACCAUACCAACCUACCAUGCGACAGGCGUUGCUCGUAGUAUCCUCUCAAACAGAAUCUCCUACUUAUUUGACUGGAGGGGCCCGUCCAUGACCAUCGAUACUGCAUGCUCCUCCAGUCUCGUGGCUCUACACCAAGCCGUUCAGACCCUCCGCCAGGGAGACUCACGCGUUGCUAUUGCUGCGGGGACUAACCUGAUUCUUGGCCCUGAAAACUACAUAGCCGAGAGCAAACUCAAAAUGCUAUCUCCAACCGGCCGCUCGCGUAUGUGGGAUGCGGAUGCGGAUGGGUAUGCACGAGGUGAGGGUGUUGCUGCCGUUGUCCUCAAGAAAUUGAGCGACGCGAUCAAGGAUAAUGAUCACAUCGAAUGCAUAGUCCGUGAAAUAGGCCUAAACCAGGAUGGUCGUACGGACGGCAUUACUAUGCCCAGCCCCAGCUCUCAAGCCAGCCUAAUCCGCCAGGUUUAUUCCAAGACUGGCCUGGACCCACGUAACGAGACGGACCGCUGCCAAUUUUUCGAGUGCCAUGGAACCGGCACACCUGCAGGCGAUCCAGUAGAGGCACAAGCGAUUCAUGAUGCCUUCUUCGGCGCAGAUACCUGCCACCGACCUGAGACUAUGACGCCUCUCUACGUUGGAUCAAUUAAGACCGUUGUUGGGCACACUGAAGGAACUGCAGGGCUUGCCGCUGUCAUUAAAAUGUCUCUGGCGCUACAGCGGAGCGUUAUCCCUCCCAACUUGCUCUUUAACCGGCUCAACCCAAAUAUAAAGCCGUUCUACAACCAUCUUCAUAUUCCAACGGCACCUAUACCCUGGCCGGCCGUGGCUGCUGGUCAACCGCGCCGAGUAAGUGUCAACAGCUUUGGCUUUGGUGGUGCAAAUGCCCACGUCAUUUUAGAGAGCUAUCAAUCAGGUAUCGACAUGACAAAGACUUUGGAGAGCUGCAAUGAUGUUGCCGCCAUUACUGUACCUUUCUUAUUCUCGGCGAGCUCCCAACGAUCCCUUAAAUCUUUGCUCUCUUCAUAUUCUGCAUACCUGAAAGAGAGUAAUUUAGUCGAUAUAAGAAAUCUAGCAUGGACGUUGUAUUCGCGCAGAAGCGUUCUCUCGGUGCGAGCAUUUUUUGUUGCUGCAAAUAUCGGUGAACUUAUCAGCAAGCUAGAUGCAGCGAUCGAAUCAGAAAAUAUUGGAAUCGAAACUACUUCCAAACAAUCAAGUCCUCCGAAACUUUUAGGAAUUUUUACUGGGCAAGGCGCACAAUGGGCUGCAAUGGGAAGAGAGCUCAUCCGGCAGUCCCCAUUUGCCAAGUCGCGCCUCCAAUUCCUGGAUGCACAGCUGCAGCGUCUACCAACUGAUGAUCGCCCAUCUUGGUCGUUACUGUCCAAACUGGUUGAUGGUGGCGAUAUUAGUGAAGCCUGUUUAUCCCAGCCGAUAUGCACUGCCGUUCAGGUGCUUCUGGUCGACCUGCUCCGGAUAGCAGGCAUAAAAUUUCACACUGUAGUUGGGCACUCUUCGGGAGAAAUUGCUGCAGCUUAUGCUGCUGGCUAUAUCACUGCUGAAGAUGCAUGCUGUGUUGCAUAUUACCGUGGCAUGCAUGCUUCUAUUGCCUGUGGAGCUAAUGGCCAGCCUGGAAAGAUGAUAGCUGUCGCGACUUCGCGGGACGAUGCACAAGAGCUCUGCGGUCUACCAUACUUCCGAGGACGAAUAUGUGUUGCGGCGGCCAAUGCACCAAACAGUGUCACCUUGUCUGGUGAUGCUGACGCGAUCUUGCAAGCCCAGAUUGUAUUUGAGGACGAGGAGAAGACGGCUAAAAUCUUGUUUGUCGACAAAGCCUAUCAUUCCCAUCACAUGCAGCGUUCCGCUGUGGCAUACGAGAAGUCCCUCUCGUCUUUUAGACCGAAAUUUUUCCCUAGAAGCGAGGCGACGGGUAAGUGGUUCUCGAGUGUCUAUAAUGAAGAAUUCAGUAAUAUCCCCGAGGGGCUCCACUCAGAUUACUGGAACGCAAAUAUGGUCAACGCUGUUCUCUUUGCUGACGCAGUUGGAAAGGCCUACCGAGAGAGUGGCCCAUUUGACGCCGCAAUCGAAGUAGGUCCGCAUCCCGCUUUGAAAAGCCCAACCCUAAAGACUGUCGAGGAGAUUCCCGGCGUAAAGGGGCUACCCUAUACUGGUGUCCUGCAGCGCGGUCAGAACGAUAUCAAGGCAUUUGCAGCCGGUGUUGCUAUCAAUAUUCGAGAAUACGAAGAUGCCAUUACUGGCCCUCAUCCACGAUCACUUCUGGUGGGCCUUCCAACGUACCCUUGGGACAAAGAACGUGAGUUUUGGCAUGAAUCACGCGCCUCUAGGAAUGCUCUCUCACGCAAAGAACCCACGCAUGAAUUGCUUGGAAAUCUUUUACCUGAUGGCACGGAAGGGAAAGAGUAUCGUUGGCGUAACUUCUUGUCCGUCAAGGAGGUCGCCUGGCUUGAUGGACACAAGUUACAACAACAAACUGUUUUCCCGGCCGCGGGCUAUGCAUCAAUGGCCUUUGAAGCUUCCAAGGAAUUGUGUGGUAGCCGGACAGCCAAGAUGAUCGAAGUGCAGGAUAUGACUAUUCAUAAUGCUCUUGUCUUCCGAGAGGAUGAUGUACCUGUUGAGACGCUGUUCACAUUGACAAAUGUCACUGAAAAGGGCGACAAUAUCGGUGCUGAUUUCUCCCUCUACGCGACAACGGGGGACCAAGCAGAUACACUGCUGGCACCCAAAGCCAGCGGGACUCUCAAAGUCAUCUUGGGGGAACAUAACCCUAACCUACUUCCUGCUCGCAGAGAAUCUGAACCUCUCAUGAUUAAUGUUGACCGUGAACGAUUCUACUCAGCACUAGAAACCCUCGGAUACGGCUACACUGGCCCUUUCAAGGCUCUCGACAAUCUCACUAGAAAGGCAGGGGUUGCCUCUGGCACCUUGACUAACAUGUUGGAUGAUACAAACUAUGGAGAUCGACCAUUGUUGAUUCAUCCAGCAGCUUUAGACACAGCUAUUCAGGCAAUAAUCCUGGCGUAUUGUUACCCUCACGACGGAAAUCUUUGGUCCAUUCACGUCCCUACUCAAAUUCAUUCUAUCCGCAUAAACCCCACGCUAUGUGCCGAGCAUUUCUCGAAGACAGACUCAUUCAUUUUUGACGCGACACAGACUGCCAGAAAAGGGCCUGGCUUGUUUGGCGAUGUUGACGUCUAUAACCCCAGUGGCGAGUAUGCUAUAGUGCAGCUGCAAGGGGUUCAGUGUGUUCCAUUUUCGCAAGCCACAGCUGCGGAUGACACCAAAAUCUUUUCCAGGACCGUAUGGGGACCAGUUACUCCUAACUGCAAUUCUGUUUGUUGGGAUGGGCGUGCCACUGAGAGUCAAUAUCAACUGGCUCGUGACCUCGAAAGGGCGUGUCUAUACUACCUUAAUUCCUGGGAGCGAGAUAUUCCGCAAGACCACCCGGCUCGGACUGAAGGUUCGUAUAAGGGCCUGUUCCGGUUUUCAUCACACAUUCGGACGCAAGUUUCCCGUGGAAAGAACAAAUACUGCAAGAGGGAGUGGAUGAAUGACACCGAAGAUGUUAUCCAGUCAAUCCGAGAAAAGCACGGCGACAAUAUAGACAUGAAGAUGGUAGAAGCUGUCGGCCGCAAUAUACCAUUAGUUGUCCGGGGCGAGACAACCAUCCUCGAACAUCUAUUUAAGGACGACCUUCUCACCAGAUACUAUGCGGACGCCCUUCCGUUCCCAUCAUACACUAGGUAUCUCGCGCGAACGGUCAAGCAGCUCACCCACCGUUAUCCAGCUAUGAAAAUCCUGGAAGUUGGUGCAGGAACAGGCCAUGCCACGAGACAAAUUUUCAAGGAAAUCGGGCAGACUUUCCAAAGCUAUCAUUUCACCGAUAUUUCUUCGGGAUUUUUUGAAAAGGCGCAGCAAGCCUUCGAGGAUUAUGAGGAUAAGAUAUCAUUCCAGGUGCUUGAUAUCGAAAAUGACAUAUCGACACAGGGUUACCAGACACACUCGUUCGACCUCGUCGUUGCAUCAUUUGUGCUACAUGCAACAGCAAAACUCGAAACCACACUUCGCAACGUGCGGCGCCUGCUCAAGCCUGGUGGAUACCUUUUUUUGCUAGAGGUGACCGACAAUGAACCGAUGCGUUCCAGCUUCUCCUUCGGUUCCCUUCCUGGAUGGUGGGCCGGUGAAGAGGAUGGGAGGUUACUUUCGCCCUGUGUAGAGCCAGUUGUAUGGGAUUCUCUACUACGUCAGACUGGCUUCAGUGGUGUUGACUCCAUCACAGAUGAUGUGGAUGAUGGCCUUCCAUUCCCAGCUUCCGUCAUGACGUCGCAGGCAGUCGACGACCGCAUCAACCUCUUGCGUGAACCGAUCGCUGAGCUCCGCUCUCUGGGCCACAAGCCCAUCGACGACGACCUUAUCAUUAUUGGUGGCUCUUCACUAAAGACCUCCAGGCUAAUAAACCAAGUCCGAGCCCUCUUGUCGCCUAUGUAUAAGAGUGUAGCCAGCCUCAAAGAUUGGGAAGAGAUGGAGCCUGAGGCUGUGACAUCGACCACCAGUAUCCUUAACCUCUCCGAUCUUGACCAACCGGUUUUUGCAGGGCUCACAGAGCGCAGCUUUGAUGGCAUGAAGUCUGCAUUUGAGAAUGCAAAGUUGAUUGUCUGGAUCACCGAGGGUUGCCAUGCCGACAACCCCCACGCAAAUAUGUCAGUUGGCUUUGGGCGCUCUAUGCUCUGGGAAGCCCCAGCCUUGAAGUUGCAAUUCAUUGACUACGAGCACCGAAAUUAUAAGCCUGAGGGAAUAGCUGAAGCGUUACUGCGAUUUGAGCUCGCGACUAACUGGGACAGCAAGGGCCAGAUGAACAAUAUGCUUUGGUCUAUAGAGCUUGAGAUUUUAGACACGAACAACGAUAUCAUGGUGCCACGCCUCGUGGCACAUGAAGAGCAGAACAAGCGCUAUAAUUCUGCGCGUCGUGAAAUCCUGGAACAAGUGAACCCGAUGGAAUUCUGUGUCACUGCUAUAGAUGAUGGUUCCCAUAUAAACCUGGAUAAGGGUCCACGGUUAGAGGACCUGGAGAAGGCAGCAAAGGGAGCGAGCUCUUCUACGUGCUUGAUGAACGUUCAGCUAUCAUCGACUUUGCCAGUCCCGAUUGGGACGAACAGUCGACUAUUUGUUCUUUUUGGCACGGAUCACAACAGCGGCGAAACCAUGAUCGGCUUAUCUGAGACGAACGCCUCCGCUGUGUUGCUACCCUUUGCUCGGGCUGUUAAAGUUGCUACUCUAGACGACGAGGAGCAGUUCCAACUGGUUUCUAUGGCUAUUGACUGUAUGCUUGUGGCUCAUAUAUUCUCCGGCCUAUUGGAAGGCGAUACACUUCUUGUCCAUGAGCCAAGUUCCCAACUUGCAGGUGCUCUCUCCAGGCGCUCGGCUAAAAAGGGCAUCGACCUCCAAAUCACCACGACCCAGGCCGACAGCCCCUCUAGAGGCUGGGUCUAUCUAGCACCAUUCUUGAAUGAUAGUGGUGUCGCACAGAAACUACCACAUUCUAUACAAAAGUUUGUCAACUUGUCAAGUAGUGCGGAAUCGCAUGAUAUCUCAUUCGCCAUUAUGAGAUGUCUUCCUCGCUACUGCAAGAGGGAGAGUGUUGAGACUAUUUUUGAGAAUUUAACUUACAUCUCGCGUGCUGAUUCCGAUGAGGUGCUUCAGGAGCAUCUAGACGCGGCAGUUGAUUUUGCCCUGAGUGAUAUCAACGACAACGUACCAACCAGUGCUAGCGUAGACGCCAUUCCGAUCAGCGACCUCCGGGGCCCAAACGAAGACAGCGCGGCUCACCUACCGGUCACUAUCAAGCCUGCCGAUUCGAAGCCUCUCUUUUCCCCUGACUGCACCUACUGGCUAGUAGGACUUACUGGAGAUCUCGGCCUUUCGCUUUGCCAAUGGAUGAUCCGGCUUGGUGCGAAAACAUUGCCACCACUAGGAGGAGUGGCCCAGGGAGCUAUGGUGCUCCGGGACACCGCAGUCCGUGAUAUGAACUUUGAUACGAUGAUGAAGGUGACGGCCCCCAAGGUACAGGGGAGUAUUAACCUGGAGGAAAUAGUGGGUGACCGUGAUCUCGAUUUCUUCGUCUAUUUCUCGUCGAUGACAGAAGUUGUGGGUAAUAUUGGUCAGUCCAACUAUACAGCAGCCAAUGCCUUCAUGGUAAGCCUUGCUGCUCAACGCCGCAAGCGUGGGCUGGCAGCCUCUAUCAUAAACAUUGGCGUUAUCAUCGGUGUUGGUUAUGUCACCCGCGAGGCUAGCCAGGCUGGCCAGGAGAACUUGUAUAAAGGUGGCUACAUGUGGAUGUCUGAGCAGUCCUUCCAUCAGAUAUUUGCCGAAGCUGUUAUUGCCGGCCGGAGAGAUUCCGGCCUAGAAACUGAGAUCUCCACGGGCUUGCGUCAUAUUAAACCAUCCGAAGAGAAUAAGCCUAUUUGGUUCGACAACCCAAGGUUUUCCCAUCAUGUUCUUACAACCUCCGCUGGCGAUGCUGGUCCAAGCAACGGUGGUAUCGUUAUCCCGCUAAAGUUACAACUAGAAGAGGCCACAACACAGGAGGAAGUAUUCAAUAUUGUUAGAAAUGCUUUCUUAACAAAGCUACAACGCCUAUUAAAGGCUGACCCAAGUGAAGGACGCACAGAGGCUUCAGUAUUAGCUCUGCGGACUGAUGACCUGGGCAUCGACUCCCUCGUCGCAGUAGAGGUUCGUACGUGGUUCCUAAAGAACCUCUUUGUCAAUGUGCCAGUACUCAAGAUCCUCGGCGGCGCACGAAUUGGCGAAAUCCUCGAGCACGCACUAUCGCAAGCAAGUAAAGAUCUCACGCCCAAAUUGGGCCAAUCCACCGACACAGAAGCAAAGGCUGCUCCAGUAACCCAGCCUAUCCGCCUCUCAGACGUUGAAGCGCCAUCCAGCAGCAAUUUGACCCCGCUGUCGGCCAAUGGCUCUGAGGAUGUCAUUGCCGACAAUUCGUCUGCAACAUCCCUUUCCACAGAACCCCAUCAAGAAGAGAAGGAGGAAAUUGUAAAUGAGCCAAAGCCACUCGCUGUGGAGAGGUAUGGGCCGUUGUCCCAUGGGCAAUCCAUGUUCUGGUUCGUCAAUAUCUUCGUUGGAGACCCUACCACACUAAACCACACCGGCUUAUUUCGCAUCAGAGGCAAGCUGCGCAUUUCAGAUCUCAAACUUGCCAUUACUAAGGUUGCAAUGGCACACGAAAGUCUCCGGACUUGUUUUUAUGAAGACACUCAGGGCAACGGUCAAGUAGUGCAGGGUAUUAUGGAACAUCCCAAGCUACACCUUGAAACACAACGCAUCACAGACGAAGAGGAAGUUUCCCAAAAAUUCAAUGAACUCACAGCUCACAUAUACGAUCUAGAAAAGGGCGAGACGAUGCGGGUCAUCGCCUUGACGAAGUCGUCGAGUGAACACUAUUUCUUGAUUGGAUGCCAUCAUAUCAAUGUAGACGGCCUAAGCCACCAGGUUCUAAUGAGGGAUAUUGAGAUGGCAUACAACGGAGAACCACUAGGGAAACCACUGCAGUACCUUGACUUCACCCUACGACAAAGGGAGGAGCUACUGAACAGCAUGUGGACCCGGGAAUUGACUUACUGGAAGGGCAUUUUCCGAGAUAUUCCACAGCCAAUACCUGUCUUAUCACUACCGGAUGCACAGUCACGCACUCGCUUGACCAACUAUAAUUUCCACAAGACUCGCACCCGGUUAAGUCCAGAGCUCACGAAGCAGAUCAAUCAGCAAAGUCGUCAUCUAAAAGUAACCCCGUUCCACUUUUACCUCGUUGCGUUUCAGGUAGCUCUUGUUCGCCUAUCCGACGCUGAAGACUUCUGUAUUGGCAUCGGCGACGCCAACCGAACCGGGUCUGACAUGCUUGGUAGUAUCGGCCCCUACGUUAACUUACUUCCGCUGCGCUUCUCAGGACAUUUUGAAGAGCGAACCUUCGCCGAUGUGGCCCAGGAGACCCGAAAGAAUGUCUUAGAGGCGCUGGCGCACUCAAGGGUUCCAUUCUCAGCCUUGCUGGAUGUGCUUAAUGUAUCCCGAUCCGAGUACCACAGCCCCCUGUUCCAAACCUUUGUGGACUAUCGGGAAGGGGCAAAGGAAAAAACAACAUUCGGGGAUAUGCAGCUUGAAAUGUUAGACUUUGAGACUGGCAGAACCGCGUAUGAUGUGAACCUCGACAUCGUGGAUAACCCAGCCGGGUGCAUGAUAGAUAUCAUGGUCCAAUGCAGCCUUUACUCCCAAGGUGAUGCGGAGCUGUUUGCAGAUAGUUAUAAAACUAUCUUGGACACGUUCUCUAAAUACCCUGACCAGGCUCUAUGUAACCCCGUCAUCUUUUCUGAUGAGAAGAUUCGCGCUGCAUUAGAUUUGAGCCGAGGACCCUCUUACCCUUCCCAGUGGCCUGAAACGUUAAUUCAUCGCGUGGCUGAUGUCGUACGUGAGUUCGGUGAAAAUCCGGCAAUUAAAGAUGGUCACGGUAACCUUCUCACAUAUGAACAAAUGUUCAGUCGCACCUCUAGUAUCGCUAUGGAGCUGUCAGAUUCAGGAGGGAAACAAGGAUCAACAAUUGCGGUAUUUCAAGAGCGAACUUCGGAUUGGGUUUGCUCGUUACUAGCGAUUAUGCAUGUUGGCGCUAUAUAUAUCCCCCUAGAUCCAAGCUCACCAAUUGAAAGGCUAAUCAGCAUUGUGGACGAUUGCCACCCAGCGGCCAUUCUUGUCGAUAGGAAUACUGUGGACAAGGUAUCAAGCUUAAAAGCUGAACAGGUAAUGGUGGUCAAUGUCUCGUCAAUUCUACAAGACUCUGUCACUGGAUGUGUCCCAAUUGGAGCAACUGCCCAUACCCCAGGAGUUAUUCUAUACACGAGCGGCUCUACAGGAACUCCAAAGGGGAUCACGAUCCGUCAUAACAGCCUAAGGAAUGAAAUCGAGUUUUCGGCUUUAACUUAUGGCCUCGGCGCUGAGCGAGUGCUCCAACAGAGUGCAAUGAGCUUUGACAUGUCCCUAACGCAAAUAUUCGGUGCUCUCGCAUUCGGGGGAUAUGUAUACAUCUGCCCCUCGAGUAUGCAUGCAGACCCCAUUUCGCUCAGCCAACUAAUGGCUUCCGAACAGAUCACCAUGACUGGCGGAACCCCAUCCGAAUAUAUCAGUUGGAUUAGGAACGGUCUGCCUAAUCUCCAAAACUCUCCGUGGAAGAUAGCGAUAUCUGGAGGAGAACCGGUGACUACUGGCCUAACUCAUGCAUUUCGAUCACUUGGAAAGGCCCGGUUAAGUCUCUUCAACGCAUAUGGUCCAACCGAGGUCACUUGCUCGUCUAACCGCGGGGAAGUGAUGUAUAAGGAGAGUCUCUCGACCCCUAUUUCAGCCGGGAAAGCUGCUCCUAACGCCUAUAUAUACAUUGUAGACAGUUGUCUGCACCCCUUACCAGUAGGAUGUGUUGGAGAAAUCGUUGUUGGUGGAGCUGGUGUCGCUAUGGGAUAUCUUCACAGGGAAAGUGAAACAAGGAAAAGAUUCGUUCAUGACAAGAUCACAACGCAUAAAGACCCCAUGUUUACCUCAGGGCAAUCACUUCAUAGAACUGGAGACCUCGGCCGUCUUCUGUCGGACGGUAGUCUCAUUGUUGAGGGUAGAAUAGGGGGCGAUACGCAGGUCAAACUGCAUGGCAUUCGGAUUGACCUGCAGGACGUUGAGCGGGCAAUUCUGCAGGCGGGACAAGGAAGGAUAAUUGAAGCCGUUGCGUCUGUACGGCAGGUGGAUGACGAGAUGCCCAGAUUUAUCGUUGCCCAUGUGGUUUUGUCAAAGGAGACAUUGACAAUGGACCAGGGCCUUGAGGAGGCACUGCCUUUGCCACGACACAUGAAGCCUUCUCUCAUUAUACCUGUUAGUUCCUUGCCUAAGGGAAGCAGCGGGAAAGUUGACCGCAAAAGAGUGGCGAGCUUGGCACUGGACUAUGACCAUGUUCCAGGUUGCUCUGCUACUCAACAACUAAUGCCUGAGGAGGCUGCACUAAAGGAGACCUGGUCUAAUGUCUUGCCCGACAAUAUAUUCAGGCAGCAUAAUAUAACCGGAAAAACAGAUUUCUUUCACGUCGGUGGCAACUCCCUGUUGUUGGUUAACCUGCAGAGGUGCAUCAUGGAGAACUAUGGUGUUCAUUUAGACCUGGCGCAGCUGUUCGAAUCGAGCACUCUAAGCCGCAUGGGCUGGCUUAUCAAGGAAAGGAAGGCUGCAUUACAGGAAGAUGUGAUCGAUUGGAACGUCGAGACAGAGCUGACGCACAGAGCAGUCACUACUACAGACACGCCAGCCGUUAUGGCGAACUUCGAAGGAGGCCCAAGAGUUGUUGUACUAACAGGUGCAACCGGUUACUUGGGCAGGGCCCUCCUAGAGAAACUAGUGGUGGACGACUUGGUGCAGUCUAUCUACUGCAUUGCUGUACGUCGGCCAACGGCAGAGCUUGCAAAAUCCGACAAGGUACGCAUAUAUCGCGGAAACUUGGGCAGCCCAAUGCUGGGCCUGUCAGAAGAAGACGCAGAACACAUCUUCGCCAAAGCCAGUGUUAUCAUUCAUAAUGGAGCCAAUGUGUCACAUCUCAAGCACUACCGGACCUUGAGGGCGGAGAACGUCAGCUCGACGAAAGAGCUGAUUCAGCUCGCUCUGCCACGGCGGAUACCGAUCCACUACGUGUCCACGGCCGGCGUAUCACUCUACACUGGGGUAGAUGAAUUUGGCGAAGUGUCUGCGGCAGCCAAUCCGCCACCAACUGACGGCGCAGAUGGCUACACUGCCUCUAAAUGGGCUAGCGAGGUCGUUCUGGAGAAGGCAGCGCGGGCACACGAUGGACUAGCCAUCACCAUCCACCGGCCAUCCAACAUCAAACGUGAGGAUGUACCGGAGCUCGACCUGUUCCAGAACCUAUUAAAGUUCAGUCGUCUUGCAGCUGCAGUGCCAUCCUCUCCCAAACUCCGGGGCUUCCUGAACCUGGUCACUGCGGACGACUGCGCCAGUGAGAUCCUCACGGAGGCACUGAGGCAGGUUAGCAGCCCAGCUUGCCGGUAUUUCCAUCGGAUUGGAGACGUUAAUAUUCGCCUUGAGGACCUCGAGAAGUAUAUGGCCGGGAACAUAGGACGGCCUACCGAGACGCUCCCGCUGCUAGAGUGGACAGAGAGAGCAGAAGGACUGGGGUUGCACCCGUCCAUUGCCUCAUUCUUCAGGCGAGCAGAGCAGGGCGGACAGAUAAACUAUCCCUUACUGGUGCGAGGCAGUUAG